This is a messenger RNA of Trichoplusia ni (cabbage looper), 3503 nucleotides long. RefSeq names its product nucleolar protein 6 (gene Mat89Ba). Gene Ontology annotation, biological process: tRNA export from nucleus; rRNA processing. The coding region runs from base 123 to 3467 and encodes 1114 amino acids. The transcript is spliced from 14 exons. Gene Ontology annotation, cellular component: CURI complex; UTP-C complex; small-subunit processome. Lineage: Eukaryota; Metazoa; Arthropoda; Insecta; Lepidoptera; Noctuidae. The record is from RefSeq and is a predicted model, not a curated record.
UGACAUCUGUUCUGUUAUGUCAAAAGUCAAAGCAAUGUUGCGCACGUUGUUUAUACUUUUAUAACCUAAUCUUCAUGAAAUAAUUACAAAGUUUCAGUGAGUUCCGUAUUAGUUUUGCUAACAUGGUUAAACGGAAUAUUAAGACCCCUAUUUCUGAGGACGUUGGAGUGUCUAAGAUCCUCAAUGAGAAUGGAAAACGAGCUGCAGAUGACGAACCUAAAGAUGCGCCAAAACGGGUUAGAACGAAGAGUUUAUAUCGACAACCCACAGUUAAUGAAUUAAAUAGAUUACAGGAGACAGAAAGUCUAUUCAACUCUAAUCUAUUUAGGCUACAAGUCGACGAAAUUAUCCAGGAAGUAAAAGUGAAAGAAAAAACAGAAAAGAAGUUUCAACAGUUUUUCACAGAGUUAAAAACUCAUUUACUAGCAAUACCUGAUGACGAUACCGAGUAUGACUUAUCAACGAAUACUCUUGCAAAAAAGCUUAAAUUAAAAAUCCCUGUGAAUGAGCAGUUGAUGACAACAAAAUGUGUAUUUCAGUUUCAUAAAUUUUCUGAUGUUGAAAUUAAAGGUUCAUAUGGGCUAGGAUGUUCAAUAAACUCCAAACUCAGAGUAGAUUUACAGAUAACUGUGCCAAGUGAAACAUACACAAAGAAUGACUCAAUAAACUAUAAAUAUCAUAAAAAAAGAGCUGCGUAUUUAGCAUGUAUUGCUUCACACUUAUCUAAGUUAGAUACAAUUGAAGAUCUGCAGUAUUCCUAUGUUAACAGUUGUGAAACAAAACCAGUCCUAGAUUUCAAACCUGUGGGUAAACUUGGCAACCACCUUUCAGUACGUAUUCACCUUGUUUGUGAGAGUGACGCAUACAAGCUAAAUCGGUUUAGCCCUGACCGCAACAACUUGCGAGAAGCAUGGUUGUUUAAAGAUGACUCUGAAAACAGUACUGAAAUUGGUCCUCCAACACCGUAUUACAACAGUAGUGUACUAGCAGACUUAACGGCUUCUACAAACCAAGAAUUUUUAAAUGAAUUCCUACCAAAAAGUGACAAUUUAAAACAGGCCGCAGUGUUGUUGAAAAUAUGGUUACGUCAAAGGAAUCUACCAGUAUCGGGAUAUGUUGUAUGUUUGUUAGUGGCAUAUUAUGUACAAAUCAAGAGAAUAAACAAUAUUAUGAGCAGCUAUCAAAUUGUGCGGAACAUUUGGAUUGCUUUAAAAGCAUCAGAACUCGACACAAAAGGCAUAUCACUCCACAAAGGUGACUCAGCGCCAUCUAUCGACGACUUCCAUAAACACUUCCCUGUAGUUUUCGUAGACAAGACUGGAUACUAUAACAUACUGUGGCAGAUGAACCGAGGAACUUAUUCUGCGUUGAAAAGGGAGUGUGCAUUGGCUGUGGAGAUGUUGGAUAAUGGGAAGAUCAAUAGCUUCCUACCGUUAUUCAUGACACCUGUCAGGCCUUUGAUGAAGUUUGAUCACCUGUUGAGAUUCAAAAACCUAUCACAGAUAAAAGAAUCAGUGUUAUCUAAGACCUCCAGGGAGUCUAAAGUGAACUAUGGUGUUGAACAGCUGAGCCUGGUAGCUGAUGUGCUGUAUACUCUGUUGGCUAAAGGACUGGGCAACAGAGUGGACUUAAUACAACCUAUCAUAGAGGAUGACUUUUCUUGGCCCAUAAAGAAGACCUUGGAUAAGGCAAGGGCUGGGGUAGACCCAAAAUUAUCAUUUGGCUUCAUACUCAACCCAGAAAAUGCUAUGAAUGUGGUGGAGAAAGGACCUCCCGCCAACCUGCCUGAAGCCGAACAGUUCAGGGCGUUCUGGGGCGACAAGUCUGAGCUCCGUCGCUUCCAGGAUGGCUCCAUAACGGAGACCUGCGUGUGGGAGGGGGAGGCCCAGGCUGAGAGGCGGACUGUUACCAAGCAGAUAGUCGACUACCUCAUGAAGCUUAAGUAUGGCAUCGCCCCCUCGCAGCUGUUCCAGGUGUCGUGGCAGCUGGAGGGGCUGCUGGCCCGGCGGGGGGCGGGCGCGGGCCCGGAGGAGGGCUCGCUGCGCGCGCUGCAGGCCUUCGACCUGCUGCGCCGCGACCUGCGCCAGCUCACGCAGCUGCCGCUCGAUAUCAGCGCUGUGUAUGGAGUGUCCCCAAUCUUCAGCUACAGCUGUCCAGUCCCGGCCCUGCCCCGCGCGGCGCCUCACAACCCCUGGAAGAGAGGCAACAGCUGCCUUGUCAAGGACAUCACCAGGGACGGGCUGCCUGUACUGCCGGAGUACACGCCCGUCUGCAAGGCGGUCGUGGAACUAGGUCACAGCGGCAAAUGGCCCGGCGAAAUCCACGCAUUCAGAUGUCUAAAGGCCGCCUUCCACCUUCAGAUAGCAGAAUCCCUGACCAAGCAAUACUCAUUACCAACACAAGCCUCACCUACACACAUAGACGUUUUAAAGAACGGGCUCGUAUUCCGGCUUGAGAUCGCGCACCCGAAAGAGAUAACGCUAUUGAGGAGGGAGAAGGAGAAUGGGGUUGUUAAGUAUAGAGAGAGUGAAGAGAGUGAGAGGCUUCAGAACGAGACUGUGCUGCUGCCGAAGUUGAGGGGGGCGCUGCACGGGUUACAUCAAAAGCACCCGUCGUUCGGCGCGACGUGUUGCCUGUUCAAGCGCUGGUUGUCCUCGCACCUGCUCUCCGACCCUCACUUCCCGUGCCUGGUGGCCGACCUGAUGGUGGCCGCCGUGUUCCUGCAGCCGCAGCCCUCCCAGCCACCAGCCUCGCCCACUGUUGGGCUAUACAGGGUGCUACGGUUGUUGACGGACUUUGAUUGGGCAAGAGAUGUCAUUGUACUGGACUUUAAUGAUGAUUUGACUCGUGAAGACAUAACAAAGCUAGAGCAGCAGUUCUCCCCGGAGUCCCCGGGCAGUCCCCGCAUAGUGUCGGCCUACGACCCCCCGGGGCUGGCGCGGCCGCGGCCCGACGCGCGGGUCCUGGCGCGCGCGCGGGCGCUGGCCGCCGCCACGCUGCGCUAUGUGGAGGGCAGUCUGCUCACGGAGUACAGGGACAACAUACUGCCUAUGUUCGUCCCCUCCCUGGCGGGCUACGACGUGCUCAUCCACCUUCACCGGCCGCUGGUCCCGCACUGCCUCGAGCGCGUGGACUCCCCUCCGCGGCUGCAGAAGCUUCCAGAAACACCCGGCCAUGAAGUCAUACCCGUCGUCGAGUUCCAUCCCGUCUUGAAGUACCUGGAAGAGCUGAGGAGCGCGUACAGUGAGUUCGCUUUGUUCUUCCACGACUUGUACGGAGGCGAGGUGAUAGCUGUGCUGUGGACACCUGACAUUAAGGAGGAUAGAGAGUUUCAGUUGACAAAUGCAACAGGUCUGAAGCCAAUACCAAGUAAGGGCGAGACUAAAUACCGCGUGAACGUGCAAGCUCUGAUAGAAGACUUCAGGAUACUAGGCCAAGGACUCGUCAAGGAUAUUACUGUUAACUAACAUAUUAAAUGUAAAAAUAAAUAUAGUUUAAGAAUA